GGGGUCCUGGCCGCCUCAGCUUGGCAGGAGGAAGGAUCAUUGCCGGGAGCAACCUGUGGCCACGGGGACCAGCGAGUAGAGGAGAGCGGAGUCAGGGAGACCAGGGAGGGCGGAGGCUACACCUGCAGCGAGGGAUGCUUUGGAAAAGCUGCUGACAUCUAGAAAGUAUAACCUGAAGGGUGAUUUCACUGUGGUUCUCCAGACUUCUAUCCAAGAACUAAAUAUGCCUCCUUCAACAGGCAGGCAUGCUAAUGCCAACUCUACAAAAGGGACACCAAUGGAAAUACCAGGGAAGGAAUAUGCUGCUCUAGGAGUAGGACUCUGGAACAACAUGAUGGAACCAGCUGGGCAGAAGCAGCUGUAUCAUUUUGCAGAGAUGCCCAAUGCACGGUGUCCUUCUCAGGAGCAUCCGUACUUCUUCACAUACAGAAAUAGUAACUCCUCAUCUCUCCCUCCAGAGUCUCGGGCUGAAGCAAUAUCUCAGCAAAGAAGCUUUGGAACUAGCAUUCCAUGUUCUAGCCGCAUCCCUUCAAACACAGUUCCAGCCUCAGUUCAUAACUUGAGACCAGCAGAUAUUAAAGUUAUAGGUGCCCUGGGGGACUCAAUAACGGCUGGAAAUGGUGCAGGAUCAUCACCACGCGAUGUUUUAGAUGUUCUGACACAGUACCGAGGCCUUUCUUGGAGUGUUGGUGGAAAUGAAAACAUAAGCACAGUCACAACACUAGCAAAUAUUCUUCGUGAGUUCAAUCCUUCUCUCUUAGGUUUCUCCACUGGCAAAGGGGGUGAAAGCAAGCCUGAGGCCUAUCUGAACCAGGCUGUGGCAGGAGCACGUUCUGAGCAUGUCCCAGCUCAGGUUAGAAAACUAAUAGAGCUGAUGAAGACAGAUCCUAAAAUAAAUCUCCAGGAAGACUGGAAGAUCAUAACACUUUUCAUAGGAGGAAAUGACUUGUGCAGAUGUUGUGACGAUCCUGUACAUUAUUCCCCUGAAAAUUUCACAAACAAUAUACAGACAGCUUUGGACAUACUCCAUAAAGAGGUCCCUCGAACCUUUGUGAACCUGGUGACAAUCCUUCACAUAACAACUCUGAGGAAAUUAUACCUGGAGAAAAGCGUUUACUGCCCGAGACUGAUCAUGAGGAAUUUGUGCCCUUGUGUCUUGAUCCCUGAAGAUAACUCCACGGAAAUUGAGUUGCUGGACUCCUUUAACAGAAGGUAUCAGGAGGGAACUCAUCGCUUAGUUGAGAGUGGAAGGUAUGACACAAAGGAAGAUUUCACAGUGGUUGUGCAGCCAUUUUUGGAAGACACAAGUAUGCCACUGACUCCGGAAGGGUUGCCUGAUUCUUCAUAUUUUGCCCCAGACUGCUUCCACUUUCAGCAGAAGGCUCACUCACAAGCGGCUCGGGCUCUGUGGAAUAACAUGCUGGAACCCUUUGGGGGGAAAACAAAUGCACAGGAACUUGAAGCUGUGAUAACCCUCAAAUGCCCAAGUCAGGCACAGCCAUAUUUAAUGACAAAGAGAAACAGCAACUACACCUACCCCAGCGAGGCCACCCCAGAGUACGGAAGCCAGAUGCUGUGUGAGGAUAGAGUUCCAUCGAUCAACUACCCUACUUCAGUGCAUAGCCUGAAACCAGCUGAUGUGCAAGUAAUAGCUGCCUUGGGGGAUUCCUUGACUGCUGGUAGUGGCAUUGGAUCAAAGCCAAAUGACAUAUUGGAUAUAAAUACUCAGUACCGGGGACUGGCUUGGAGCAUUGGAGGAGAUGCUUCAUUAACGAAUGUAACAACUUUGUCUAAUAUCCUCCGUGAGUUCAAUACUAAUCUCAAAGGUUAUUCAACCGGCACAGGUGGCCAAAAUGAACCAAAUGCCUUCCUCAAUCAGGCAGUUCCAGGCGCACAGGCUGGGGACUUACCAGACCAAGUAAAGCAGCUUGUGAAAUUAAUGAAAAAUGACUCAAGAAUCAGAUUUGACUCUGACUGGAAGAUCAUAACUGUAUUCAUUGGAAUUCCAGAUCUGUGCAACUACUGCAGAGAUGUUAAUUACUACUCAGCUAUGAACUUUUCAAGCCGUGUUCAAGAAGCACUGGAUAUACUCCACACAGAGGUGCCUAAAGCUCUGGUUAACCUGGUUGAGGUAAUGGACUUUCUUCCCUUGAGGCAGCUGUUUCUGGAUAGCAGAUUACCAUGCUCUACACAUCUAGCACAAAAUCAAUGCAGCUGUGUUCUCCCCAUUCAAGAAGGCUCAUCUGACCUAGUGAUGAUGCAGAAAGCUGUCAAAGACUAUCAGAGCAACGUAAGAAAAAUAGUGGAGACUGGCAGGUAUGAUACCCGUGAAGAUUUUACAGUAGUACUCCAACCUUUCCUCCGAACGAUCACCUUACCUCUUCUACAGGAUGGGCAUCCAGAUAUCUCCUUCUUUGCACCUGAUUGUUUUCAUUUGAACCAAAAAUCACAUUCUCAGCUCUCUAGGGCCCUCUGGAACAGUAUGCUUCAGCCUCUUGGGAAGAAAGCAGUUUCCUUUGAUUUUAUGGCUAAUAUUACCCUGAGCUGCCCAACUCUGCACCAACCCUUCCUGGGAACGUAUAAGAACAGCAAUGACACACAUUCAUCUCUGAAUCCCACCAAGAAUCCAAGCCAGAACUGGGGUAGUGAUCUGUCAUGUCCAGGACAGACUGCAUCCAGGGAAGUCCCAACAUCAGUACAUAAACUUCGGCCAGCUGACAUCCAAGUAGUAGCAGCCCUGGGCGAUUCUUUGACGACUGGUGUAGGAGCCCAAGCAACUGGUUUGGAUGAUAUACAUAUAAACUGGAGAGGACUUUCCUGGAGUGCUGGAAGUGAAGGAAGUUUGGAGACCCACACAACUUUACCGAACAUUUUGAAAAAGUUUAAUUCGAAACUCUUUGGCUUCUCCACUGGCACCCAGAAGGAAACCGCUGGAUUCAACAGAGCAGUGGGAGGAGCCACAGCACAGAAUCUCUCAGCCCAAGCCCGUGAAUUGGUAGACCUGAUGAAAAGCAGUUCGGACAUCAACUAUGAGGAGGAUUGGAAGUUAGUCACCAUUCUGAUUGGAGGCAAUGACCUGUGCCAAUAUUGCUUAGACAAGGAGACCUACUCAGUGGAAAAAUAUAUAAAACACAUCCAGGACACGCUUGAUAUCCUUUACAAGGAGCUCCCUCGGGCCUUUGUCAACAUGGUGGAGAUAAUGGAGCUCACUGGACUGCGUCAGAUGGAAAGGGAAGCAUCCGGAUGUGUUAUUCCAGGGGCGAGCCUUUGCCCAUGCAUUUUGAACCCUCCGGGAAACUCACCUGAACUUCAAGAAAUGGAAAGGAUUAACAGAGAGUUUCAGGAUAGAACCAGAGUGCUGAUCAACAGCAGCCACUAUGCCCAGCGGGAGGAUUUUGUCAUUGUUGUGCAGCCGUUUUUCCGAAAUACCAUCAUGCCACUAGACAGCGAUGGGAAACCAGAUCUGAGUUUCUUUGCUGUGGAUUGCUUUCAUUUCUCUGAGCGAGGCUAUGCUGAGAUGGCCAUGGCACUCUGGAAUAAUAUGCUGGAACCAGUUGGACACAAGCAGACGUACAAUAACUUCACAUAUGACAGAUUGAAGCUCAAGUGCCCAGAAUAUCCAUAUCUUUACACAUCACAAAACAAUGAAGGACAGAGUUCAAAGAGCAAUGGAAAGCUGGUGCCUUUCUGGGCUGUGAUUGUGGCAGCAACAGCUGGAGUUUUGGCAGGAUCCCUGAUUGUUUGGAUUUGGAUGACUCAGAGAAUCAGCAAACGCUCACAGGCAGGAGAUGCAAGGAUCGAAAAUAAAACAGCAGUAUUUUAAAUCUGUACCUGCACCAAGGAGACCCAACAUAACAUCUGCCUCCGGUGACAUGUGAAGAGCAGAAAAGCUGAUAGCUUUUCACAGGCUAUUUUUAACCCAUUUUUCCCAUCUGAAAUUGGAAGAAGAGACAUCAGUCUAUGCUUAACAUCCCACACAUCUUGGUAACUUAUAAAAGGCCAGAGUUUAAAAAUAUGUUAUAUAAGGCCAUCCUGUGCAGUAAAUUAAAGCAAGAACAUUCCAAAUG
Messenger RNA from Hemicordylus capensis (graceful crag lizard), 4067 nucleotides. It is a transcript of the gene PLB1, whose product is annotated as phospholipase B1. The transcript has 46 exons. Lineage: Eukaryota; Metazoa; Chordata; Lepidosauria; Squamata; Cordylidae. Gene Ontology annotation, molecular function: retinyl-palmitate esterase activity; phosphatidylcholine lysophospholipase A1 activity; A2-type glycerophospholipase activity. The record is from RefSeq and is a predicted model, not a curated record. Gene Ontology annotation, cellular component: brush border membrane. Bases 224 to 3823 code for a protein of 1199 amino acids. Gene Ontology annotation, biological process: phospholipid metabolic process.